AUGCCGUCUCAUCGCAGCGACGCUAUCCAAGGCCAGCCCCGCAAGGCGAAGCGGACUGCAAAUGCAUGCCUCGCCUGCCGCCAGAGCAAGAUCAAGUGCUCCGGCGCGGAGCCGUGCGGUAACUGCCAGCGCCGUCUCGUGAGAUGUCGCUUCGAAGAGGGGUGCAACCGCAUUACCGUCUCUGAGAGGUACCUGCUUGAGUUGCGGAAGCAGGCCGGGCAUCAGCAAACUCCGUCUGGAUCCAAGCGUCCGUACGAUGUCGCUUUUGGAUACCCCAGUGAGGGUGAUGCAGGGUCGUCGUCAAGCCCGCAGCCAGAGGAGCUGCCGCCGCUGCGCAUCGUAGAUGACGGCCGCAGCAUCUGGACAAGCCCGUUCUCGAAGCCCUCGACGACAAUCAAGAGCACGUACAAGAACAAGGCCAAUUGGGUCUGGCUAGCUCCCUCAUCACCAUGGUCCUUCACCGCGCGGCUGACGCUCCUCAUGACGGAAAAGCUCAACUUGGCAUACAGCGCGCCGGAUUUCUUUGGCGAGGACGUCUACCCGCUGCAAUGGAGCCCUGCUACAGCAUCUGCUACCCCGGAUAUUGGCGGGCUGCCGUCCAUCGACCAUGCCCUCUACCUUUUCGAGACGGUCAAGUUUCACCUCGGCCAGAACUAUCGCUUCUUCGACGAGGAGGCCUUUGUCAAGCACAUGCGCGAGUUUUACUCCGACAACCCUGUGAGAAAGGCGGCCGAGUCGCGCCUGUGGUUCGUCCAGUUUCUCCUGGUGCUGGCCUUUGGCAAGGCCUUCUUGUCGCGGUCCAACGCGCGGGACCCGCCGGGGUCCAAGUAUUUUGUGCGAGCCAUGUCGUUGAUGCCGGAGAUUACGUCCCUGUGGAAGGAUAGCAUCAUGGCGAUUGAGGUGCUGGCCCUAGCCGGCUUGUAUUUGUACUCGAUCGACCAGAGGGAGUCGGCGCACGUAUACGUCGGUCAAGCGAUACGCAUCGCGCAAUUGGAGGGGCUGCACACGCAGCUGCCCGAGGACGAGCUCGGCGUCGACAUUGUCAUGCGCUGCCGCAACCUCUGGUGGACGCUGUACGUCAUGGACAGGCAUUUCUCGUCGUCUCUGGGGCUCCCCAUGUCGACGCAGGAUAGCGACAUUACGGCGUUGGUCAACAUCCCUGGGACUUCAUCGCAGCAGGACUCUCUUCUAGGGCUCCAGGUGAGGCUGUCGCGGCUGCUGUCCUUUAUCAUCAGAACCAUCUACAAGACGGAGCAGACGCAGCUUGGAGACUUUCUCGAGGCAACCAGGUCCAUCCUACAUAGCAUGGUGGCUCACGCCCGUGAGAUGGAAAGGACGACGUACAUUAACUUCCAGAGCUCCGUGGACGCCAUUUCGAAAGAAGCACGCCACAUAACGCUGCUAUACCACCAAUGUGUGAUUGUCGCUACACGGCCGCUUCUCCUGUCCGUCCUCAAGGAGCGUUUGGAAAAGAUAGAUCGCGGCGAAGAGGACUGGCGGAGCUUUAUAGAGACUACGCAGCCGCUGAUAUCCACGGGCAUCAAGUCGGCCGUGAUGACGCUCCAGAUUCUGUCUACAGAUGACGGCCUUUUGGAACUCUUUCUCCCAUUCGACUUGGAAUUUGCGUACGGGGCAGCCGUGCACCUAGCCAUGGCCAACGCGCUGUUCCCCAACCUCGACGACGGCCCGACGUCGAGCCAGGAAGCGCAUGCCAUCCUCGACGAAAUGGUCUUCAAGGGCAACCGCGUUGCGGCGAUGCGCAAGUCGGAGCUGGCGCACCUCGAGACGCUCUUUGGCGAACUGUCCAAGCGCGCGGAGAGGCGCGGCCUGCAGACCCUGACGCUGUCAUCGCUCCCGGCCGGCUCAGACAUGGGGCCUGAGCUGGACCAUAAUAGCAACGAGAACGACGUCGUCACCGAGGACGGCUCCCGGGACGGAUACCCUGCCCAUUCCGAGCGGACGGCAGUUUCGGCGGCGGGUGGGGACGGCGGGCACCCGCUGGGGCCACAGCUUCCGCCAGAGGCCGUGAGCAACGAGUACCUGGGCAACAUUGGAAUCUCGUCGUACGAGUUCCUGUCGAUUGUGGACCAGAUGGGCGACCCGGAGGGCUGCUACGACGAGUUGGAUCUGCCGCAGUAG
Molecule: messenger RNA, 2139 nt
Organism: Purpureocillium lilacinum
Lineage: Eukaryota; Fungi; Ascomycota; Sordariomycetes; Hypocreales; Ophiocordycipitaceae
Source: RefSeq, a predicted model, not a curated record